This is a messenger RNA of Astyanax mexicanus (Mexican tetra), 4951 nucleotides long. RefSeq lists its product as uncharacterized. The transcript has a single exon. The coding region runs from base 1020 to 1796 and encodes 258 amino acids. The record is from RefSeq and is a predicted model, not a curated record. NCBI's taxonomy places the organism in Eukaryota, Metazoa, Chordata, Actinopteri, Characiformes, Acestrorhamphidae.
GUUGCUGGGUUGCCGCUGGGGAUGUGCUGGAUCCUGCUCUUCUGGCCGAAUUUCAUGCCCGUCACCCUGGUAAACCUGCUCCUAGACCCCGUGGGCGUCCCAAGCGCUCACUCUCCUCCUCGGUUCCGGUGCGUCGGGGUUCCCAGUCUCGCAACCCCCGCCUGUCUGGCACCUCUGUGGUUUCUCCUGCUCCUCCCGCCGGUACUCCCUGCCCGUCGGGUGGACGUCGUCGUGGUCGUCCCCGUUCCGUCUCCGUCUCGACUCCCUCGGGGGGAGGUACUGUCACGUCUGGUGCUGUUAGCUCCUCUGUUUCUCCCACACCCAGCUCUGACAGAGGUUCUCAGGACAAAGACUACACUACCCAGAAUGCACCACCCGCUGACAUCACGCACUCACCUGAUCACGUGACACCUCACCUGCUUCCUCCAGGAAGCCCCGAAUAUUGAUUACUGGCACUAUAAAGGUGCACGCCAAACAGACUUCAUCGCCGCGUAUUGUAGGUUCUCCUCGUACAAAGCGUUACUUAUCUCUUGUCUCAGUUUACUUUGUGUAUGACCUUGCUUUUGUUUUCUCGACGCCGAUUCUUGCCUCUGCCUUUGAUAUUGGAUUGUUUUGUGUAUGACCUGGACUGUGCUUUCACCACCGCCUCUUGGAUUAUCUCUGAUACUGGAUUGCUUGUGUAUGAACUCUGGACUGUCUCUCGUUUAUGGUAUGGUUUUGUCUUCAUUGCUCUGUCUACUGGUGACCACCCUUGUUUCUGUAUCGACCCUGAUUACAUCUGUUUAUUCCUAUAAUAAACAUCUAUUGUUUUUAUCAGUAUCUGCGCUUGUCUGCUAUUCUGUUCUGACCAUGACAUUGUCUUCUGGUUACCAUCCUCAAAGCAAUGGUCAAUGUGAAUGGAUGAGUCAGAAACUAGGGAAGUUUCUAAAAAUCUAUUGAUCAAAUAAUAUUCAUGAUUGGGCCAAAUUCCUCCCUUGGGUUAAUUAGGUAAAAAUUCUCUGAUCAGUUCCACCACGAAAAUGACGCCUUUUCAAUGCUUUCUAGGAUACCAACCCCCUAUCAUGCCCUGGUCAGCCAAGCCCUCAGACAUCCCUGCUGUGGACGAAAGGAUGUGUCGGAGCGAGGAAGUGUGGGAGGAGACUCACAGAUGCAUUGAGGCUGUUUUAGAGUGGCAGAAACAACAAGCUGACUGCCUACAUCGUGAGAACCCCCUUUACUCUCCUGGGGAUUGGGUUUGGCUAUCCACCAGGGAUUUUCUGCAACCAGAUGGAAAUAAGAAACUAUCAGCUAAGUAUAUUGGUCCAUUCAAAAUCAUUAAGAGAAUAAAUGAAGUUACCUACUGUCUCAAUAUACCCUCUCACUAUCAUGUAUGCCCUUCUUUCCAUGUUUCCUUGUUAAAGCCGGUUAUCCCUGGUCCGCUGGAUGAGACAUUGCAUGGGGUGCCUCCUCCUCCAGUGGCCAUGGAGGGUGGUCCUGUUUAUGCAGUGGAACAACUAUUGGACUCCAGGAGGAGAAGGGGAGCCCUGGAGUAUCUGGUGGACUGGAAGGGUUACGGACCUGAAGAAAGAAGUUGGGUCCCAGCAACUGAUGUCCUGGAUCCCUUACUGGUGGAGGACUUCCACCGGUCUCAUCCAUCCCGUCCUGUGCCAUUCCCCAGAGGAAAAAAAUCUGCUGUACCAAGAAGGGGUAGGCGCAGUGGUUCAGUCUCUGUCCAGUCCCUCAGUCCUGUCCUCGGCUCCAGGAGGGGUCGUCCCAGGUCCAGGGCUUUUUGUGAUUAUGGAAAGUGCUGGUCCUAGGAUUACGCAUGGUGUGAUUAUUGGUCAAAUUAAGUAGUAUUCUCAUUUUUAGGCAGUCAACUAACGUUAAAAGCAAAGUAAAAUAUUUUGUGCCAAGCCUGCUUGGAUAGAUUCCGUCAUGCCUGUAGAACGAAGUUGAUUUAAAAAAACACAAGAAAGCGCUUUUGUCAUCCGAAAUGCUUUGGUGAUAAAAGCUAGGGAUGGGCGGUGUGACACUAAGGCUUCGAAGCUUGCGUCACUAUCCCGACAAGUGCUGAUUUGACACAGUGUACCGGAGCUUGUAUUGAAGUCACUACGUGACCAUGAUGUUUGAAGCUUUGAACGCGUCAAUGAACCCCGGAAAUGGGCGGGACUUUGGUUCAAAGGUGCUAACCCAUGUCUCACUGACUCUUCACUCUGCUCUGCUGGUGUGAUGCUGUUAGCUUGCUCUACUCUUCAGCUUCUACACUUUUCUCUGUUUUCUUCUCUUUCACUCUCCUUUACUCUUCCUUUACUCCUCACACUUACUAAUCCACUGUGGUACAAUGAUCAAACUCAUACCUUAAAGCAGUUAGUAUGAAAUUUAGAGAUCAACUAAACUGGAAGUGUUUCACUCUGCGUGGAAAGACAGUCUUGUUAAAUAUAGAAAAGAACUUAGUAAAGCCCGCUCAGCGUAUCUGGCCUCACAGAUCGAGAUAAAUAAAAAUAAUCCUAGAACCAGAUAAAUAGCACAUCCUCUCUGUCAUCUGGUCUGGCUGAUCUAGAACAAAACCCUGUUACUGAAGUUAGGUUGGAAGUCUUUAACCCACUUCCACAGCUAGAACUAGAGAAAAUGAUCUCCUCUUCAAACAGCACAACCUGCACACUUGAUGCAGUCCCCACAAAAUUACUAAAACAGGUACUGCCAGAUAUAAUUAAACCUCUGUUAAUGAUAGUAAACUCAUCACUCACCCUGGGCCAUCUACCCAAAGCCUUUAAAACAGCUGUAAUUAAACCUCUGAUCAAGAAACCAAAUCUUGAUCCUACUGUACUGUCUAACUAUAGACCUAUUUCAAACUUACCCUUUAUUUCUAAGAUUUUAGAAAAAGCUGUAGCCCAACAACUUUGCUCUUACCUGCAAAGAAACCAAAUCUAUGAAAAAUUUCAAUCUGGAUUUAGGCCUCAUCAUAGCACUGAGACAGCUUUAGUUAAAAUAACAAACGAUCUACUUAUUGCCACCGACCAAGGCUGUGCUUCCCUACUGGUACUUCUGGAUAUGAGCGCAGCCUUUGAUACAAUAGAUCAUACUAUCCUUUUAGAAAGAUUAGAGAACAUGGUUGGUGUAACCGGAACUGCCUUAGCAUGGUUUAAAUCGUACUUAACCGAUCGCUAUCAGUUUGUGAGGAUAAAUGAUAUGUCUUCCAGUUAUACCAAGGUAAGAUAUGGAAUUCCACAAGGCUCUAUAUUAGGACCGUUAUUAUUUACAUUAUAUAUGCUCCCACUGGGCAAAGUUAUUAGAAAACAUAACGUAAAUUUUCAUUGUUAUGCGGAUGACACGCAGCUCUUCAUAUCAGCCAAACCUGAUGACAGAGUGAGAUUAAAGAAAAUCGAGGAUUGUGUAGAAGAUGUAAAAUCAUGGAUGUCGCACAACUUCCUCCUAUUAAAUAGUGAUAAAACAGAAGUUCUCCUAUUAGGCCCCAAAGCUGCUAGAUAAUAAAUUAUCAGACUUAAUGUUAAAUCUGAACGAAUUCUCCGUUACACCUGGUUCAGCAGCUAAACACCUUGCAGCUAUCAUAGAUUCAGAUCUAGCAUUCGAUAAACACAUAUCUAAUGUAACUAGAACAGCUUUUCUACACCUCCGUAACAUCGCCAAACUAAGAAAUGCCCUAUCACUGCAUGAUGCAGAAAAAUUAGUCCAUGCCUUCAUUACCUCAAGGCUAGAUUAUUGUAAUGCGCUACUGUCUGGAUGUUCCUGCAGUAACUUAAAUAAACUUCAGCUAGUUCAAAAUGCUGCAGCCAGGGUCCAUACUAAAACUAGAAAAUUUGAGCAUAUUAGUCCAGGACUAUCAGCACUGCACUGGAUUCCAGUAAAAUUCCACAUAUAAAGCCCUACACGGGCUCGCUCCUGAGUAUUUACGAGACCUCAUCUCCUAUUAUGAACCACCGCGAUUACUUAGAUCUCAGGGUGCUGGUUUCUUAGUAGUUCCUAAAAUUCAGAGGAGCUCUGCAGGAGGAAGAGCUUUCUCUUAUAAAGUUCCCCAACUCUGGAAUAAUCUCCCCGAAUAUGUUCAGGACUCAAUCUUUAAGUCUAGACUGAAAACUUACUUGUUUAGUUUAGCUUUAUGGAUGUUGGACCCUCAGGCUCUCGCGUCUCCUGUCCGGCCAGACUGAUGGAGUUUCUGAAGUCAGCUCUUCUCCAUCCACCACCACAGAUCAGCUGCUCAUCAUCCAUCUCACUCUCCACUACAGAUUACAUCCAAGCUUACAUGAACUGCAUUUGCUUCCAUUAGUGGCACUGCUAUACUCCUGAAAAUAUAACACCUAUAUUGAUGUAUAAAGACUUUUUAAAUUAAUUUAAAAGCCGUUUGACCAGUGGUAGGAUGGUCCCCCCUUUUAUGUGAGUCUUGGUCCUCCCAGUGUUUCUUCCUCCUCCUGCAGCUCUGAGGGAGUUUUUCACUGGGGGUUCUGUAUUCUGUAUUUUCUAUGUUUAAUGUUUUGCCUGAUUCUUUGUCCUGUGAUCAUGUUUCUGUAAAGCUGCUUUGUGACAACACCAGUUGUAAAAUUGUAAAAAGCUCGAGAUGUCUCCUUUGUGUUGAACAGUAUCAUUAUUGAUCUAGCAAACAAUAUGGAAUCUUCCACCACCUCUAUCUCAACCAAGCAUUCCAUUGCUUGGGAACAUUUUGAAAAAAUCGCGAGAAACAGGGUAAGCUCUAAAUAUAUAGAAACAUCUUAUUAUGUUAAUUUACAUUCACCAUAUAGUGUGUUAUUCUAAUUAAAUUAUUUAGAUUUUAAAGGUGCAGUGCCAGGAGUUGGCAUAUAAUAAUAACACCUCCUCAAUGCUGAGACGCAAAGCACGAGAGCAUCUCAGCACCGCAUUCCUCCAGUGCCAAUCUUGAGAUUUCACCAUUUGGUUUUCUUCAUAUUUUAUAAUUGUUAAAAUGUUUAUUUAUUUUAACAUAAAUUCAAUGUAAAACAUU